UUAUGUUUGCGGCGGCUGGUGGGCGGGGAGGAGCGUGUGUGUGUGCUGCUGAGGCCUGACACGGGGAGGAUUGCACCGCCGGGCCUUUCCUGCACCAACCCUGCCCAUGAAGAGCCCGUCCCUUGGUGGCGGAGCGUAGUUCGGGGCGGCUUGUGAGGACACGCGCACUGACACCGCCGCCUCUUGAUUGCCGAGGAAGAUUGCCCCGCCAGUCCUUUCCUGUACCAUACAUGUCCCUCGGCGGCAGAGCGUAGUUCGCGGCGGCUUGUGAGGGCAACGCCGCCCGUUGGUUGCCGAGGCCAAGUGCAAGAUUGCACCACCAGGCCUUUCCUAUACUAACCCUGUCCAUGAAGAGCCCGUCCCGUGGCCUCAGAGCAUAGUUUGGGGCGACUUCUGAGGACAGGCGCACUGACACCGCCGCCUGUUGAUUGCCGUGGAAGGUUGCACCGCCAGCCCUUUCCUGCACCAUACCUGUCCAUGAAGAACCCGUCCCUUGGUGGCAGAGCUUGUGAGGACACUGCUGUUGAUUGCCGAGGAAGAUUGCACCGUCAGCCCUCUCCUAUACCGACCCUGCCAGUGAAGAACCCGUCCCUUGGUAGCAGUGCGUAGUUAGGGGCACCUUGUCAGGACUUGCACAUUGACACCACCACCUGUUGAUUGCCCAUGCCAGGUGGAAGAUUGGAUUGCCAGGCCUUUCCUAUACUAACCCUGAAAAUAAAGAACCCGUCCCUUGGUGGCAGAGCGUAGUUCAGGGCAGCCAGUGAGGACACAUGCACUAACGCCACUGCCUGUUGAUUGCUGAGGCCAGCACCUCCCAGUGGCCAGAAUGAGCAGCCACACCACACAGCACAGAGGCCACCAAUAUUAUAGUGGUGACACAGGCGUGAAGUGUGCGCCGCCCGUGUUCGGGGGAGAGAAAAGCUAUGUAAGGUGGAGGACAGAACUAGAGGCCUGGCUGCUGGUGACCAAUGUUGACAAGAAGAAACAAGCCAUCACUGUUGCCCUGUCGUUCCCGGAGGGCAGUGAAGUGAGGGACAGAAUUUUUGGCGAAGUGGAAAUGAAUGACUUGAAUAGUGAGGAUGGUAUGGCCAAGCUUCUGGAGUACCUGGACAAAUGGUACAAAAAAGAUAAAUUAACUGGUGCCUAUGACUCGUGGGCUGAUUUUGAUUCUUUUCGGAAGGGUGACAACACCAAAAUGGAGUCGUAUAUUUCUGAAUUUGAAAAGAGGCACAAGAAAUUACUAGAAUAUGGGAUAGUCUUACCAAACAGUGUUUUAGCCUUCAAACUCCUUGAUGGUGCUAGGCUGUCACAAGGAGUCAAACAGCAGACUGUAGAUACACUGGAUUUCAACAAGCCAGAUGCAAUGUUCCAACAAGUGGUGGCUGUGCUGAAAAAAGUCCUUGAAAACAAGCCUGUAGCAUCAUCAGGUAACAUGCCUGUAGCAUCAUCAGGUAACAUGCCUGUAGCAUCAUCAGGUAACAUGCCUGUAGCAUCAUCAGGUAACAUGCCUGUAGCAUCAUCAGGUAACAUGCCUGUAGCAUCAUCAGGUAACAAGCCUGUAGCAUCAUCAGGUAACAUGCCUGUAGCAUUAUCAGGUAACAUACCUGUAGCAUCAUCAGGUAACAUGCCUGUAGCAUUAUCAGGUAACAUACCUGUAGCAUCAUCAGGUAACAUGCCUGUAGCAUCAUCAGGUAACAAGCCUGUAGCAUCAUCAGGUAACAAGCCUGUAGCAUCAUCAAGUAACAUGCCUGUAGCAUUAUCAGGUAACAUACCUGUUGCAUCAUCAGGUAACAAGCCUGUAGCAUCAUCAGGUAACAUGCCUGUAGCAUCAUCAGGUAACAAGCCUGUAGCAUCAUCAGGUAAAAAGCCUGUAGCACCAUCAGGUGGAGCUCAAAGUUAUUCAUCAGCAAAUCCUGGCAUCACCAUCAAGAGUGAGCCUUUGUAUGGUGCUAACGAGAUGAACCACAUAGGCCAUUGGACGAAUGAAAGAAAUGAAGGAGGCAACAGUGUCCAGAGAGCAAAUAAAAAUGCCUUGAAUGGAAGAGGACCACAAAGGAAUAACCCGGGAGACUCAAGUCGUAACACUGCAAAGGGUUAUGUCAUCACAAACUCCAUGGUGCCGCCACAGCCUCAGAUGCAGUAUAUGUGUCACCCAGUGGUGCUUCAGGUGAACAACUUGGUGGUGCAACUCACACUCAAACCCAACAGAUUUGAACAGAUUGCCCGGCAGUUGACUGCUGUAUUCUCAUGGCAAGUUCAAGACACAUUCCUCAUGAGAGAACUUAUUGCUGUCAUAUUUGAGCAGGGUGUGGGUGAGGUGAACUUCAGAUACAAUGGUGCCAGACUGUGCCAACACCUGGGCAAGAAUGUGACUCAGGCAUACAAUGGCCCCACCUUCAGGAGCUUGCUACUACAAAGGUGUCAAGAGGAGUUUGAGGUGAGGGAGAUGUACUUACACAAUGAGCCCGAGAGAGUGUGCGGCUACACGUUAUUCUUAGCAGAACUCUUCACACAGUUGGUCACAGUCAACGGGCGGCCCUACGAUAUACUGCGGGGUGCCCUCUGUCACCUCCUCACCACACUGCUCUCUCAACCCACAGAUGCCAACCUGAAGUGUGUCGCUCAAGUUCUAAAGUGCACAGGCAACACCCUGGACUGCACCAACCGCAGUGAGAUGGACCAGGUGAUGUGCAGCCUCAAGGAUGUGGCGAUGACAGCACCCGUCGCCUCCAAUACCCGCUCCCUUCUCCUGGCUGUCAUAGAGUUGCGGGCCUCCAACUGGGGCUGUGGUCCUCCCUCACCUAAGGAGUCGCCAGCCAGCACACCAACACACACCAACAUUCCUCUUGGUACUGUGUAUUACGGGCCGGGUGGCAUCAUCCAGAGGGUAGAGGAUGACCCAGAGGACUCAGCCAGCGACACAGAUGACUUCAUCAACUAUGGAUGGUCGCCAGCUGUGGAGGAGCUGGAGGGAGACGUAGCAGAGGCUUUUGAGGAAUUCCUCCGUCUCCAGCAAUGAGGCCUUGGACACAAAGCCUUGUCUUAGUGUGGUGGUGUUGUUAGAAAGAGAUUAAGGAGCCGUAGGAGAUUGUGAGCUGUAGAGAUCUAAUUCCUUCAGUCUGUCGGUAAUUUUGUCAUUUGUCACAAUGUAGAGAAGAGGCCAUGCUGUCCUGGUGAGAGGAGCCUUAUUCUAUGCCUCUGCCAGCCCUGGGAGAAGGUUUAGGCUGGUGACAACAAUCCAUAUUCUGUCUGUAAGAUCUUUUAUCAUAGGUAAAACUUUUGUGGUGCGUCUGUCUUGUAAAUACUACUGGAUUCCUUUACCUAUAGAGAGUGUUCAUGCAAAGCUUUUUCUGUGGUUUAGUCCGAACUUGUUACAUGGGAGAAAUCUCUUUAUGCCUUCUAAGAAAGUUAUACUUAUAGGACUUGAACUAAAUGUUUUGAGGAACUGGACAUUUGCUUUUAUCGGUUGCUUUUUUUCUGACUUUGGAUUUUUGUAAAGGGAAAAUAAUCUGGUCAAAUGUUGUCAGUAGUGUGGCAUUUACCUUUCUACAAGCAGACUCAUUUUCUUUGUGUCCAGAGUUCUUCAUUUCCCUCACUCAGUAUAGAAAGUAGGGUUAGGAAGGUGAAAGUGAAGGUAACCCUUCCUCCGCAUCUUCAGCGAGGACUGAGCACAAGAGAAAAAUGGAAGAAGUUUUUGCUGGUGAGUGUUAAGCGCAUCUUUCAUGAAAAUCUCUUGCAUAAGCUGUUAACAUUUGCUUUGACCCUUGUGGUGUAUUAUGUGGAGGUUUACUUAUUUAUUUAUUUAUUUUGCUUCCAACCAAGGUCCAGAUAAUAAUAUUAGCCAUCAGAUCAGCAUUCAUAGCCACGCUCGAGAUUUUUUAUAGACCUUUACGAAAAUUGCCAAACAGUUUUCGCUGACACGUACCUAAGUUUUCAUUGACACAAAAAGGAAAAUGCUUUCUGUUACGAAUUCUCAAGACUGCAUUUUUAAUCUGUAUAUGUAAUAUUUAAUAGUUCAGUAUUAUUCUGUCUUUUAUGUGACUGACAUUUGGUAACCUUUUUUGUUAAGUGUUGAAAUGUGAAGCAUACAAUUAUUAAUGAUGGUUAUUUAUCUUCACUAAUAAAUAUAAAAUAAG
Messenger RNA from Eriocheir sinensis (Chinese mitten crab), 4136 nucleotides. RefSeq names its product polyadenylate-binding protein-interacting protein 1-like. The transcript is spliced from 9 exons. NCBI's taxonomy places the organism in Eukaryota, Metazoa, Arthropoda, Malacostraca, Decapoda, Varunidae. The record is from RefSeq and is a predicted model, not a curated record. The coding region runs from base 827 to 3019 and encodes 730 amino acids. Gene Ontology annotation, molecular function: RNA binding; protein binding; translation activator activity. Gene Ontology annotation, biological process: regulation of translational initiation.